GUCUGAGCCUAGCCUUGGGUUGAAGAGGAUUGUAUUUGGGAGCUCAAAGGGAAAAAAAAAAGGGGGGGGGAAACCCCAGAGAGGGAGGGGUAAAUCAUAUAUGUAGAUAGAGGUUUCCAGGCUCGGUUUGGGGGGCAUUAGUCCUUUUUUUUUUUUUCUUUUCUCGGUGUUUUUUUUUUUUUUUUUUUUUUGAUGGAUAGACUUCGAAAUAUCUCAAGCUGUUCUCCUGUGUCCAACACGGCCCUUUGCAGAUCUCCUUGAUAUUUUUUUUCCCCUCCAAUUAUUAGCACUAUCACCAUUAUUUUCUUUUUAGCUAUUACAAGACUUUUUUUAUUUCCAGAUGUUAGUCCACACCUAUUCCGCCAUGGACCGGCAUGAUGGAGUGCCCAGCCACAGUUCCAGGCUGUCCCAGCUGGGAUCCGUCUCCCAGGGACCCUACUCCAGCGCUCCUCCACUCUCUCACACCCCAUCCUCGGAUUUCCAGCCGCCUUACUUCCCACCCCCCUACCAGCCUCUUCCUUACCACCAAAGCCAGGACCCUUACUCCCAUGUCAAUGACCCCUACUCCCUAAACCCUCUGCAUCAACCCCAGCAACAUCCCUGGGGCCAGAGGCAGAGGCAAGAGGUGGGAUCGGAGACCGGGUCACUGCUGCCGCAGCCUCGGGCCGCCCUGCCCCAGCUCUCGGGCCUGGACCCCAGGCGGGACUACCACUCCGUGAGGAGGCCAGAUGUCCUGCUCCACUCAGCUCACCAUGGCCUUGACUCCGGGAUGGGGGACAGCCUUGCCCUGCACGGCAUCGGGCACCCGGGGAUGGAGGAGGUCCAGUCAGUUGAAGAUGCCAAUAACAGCGGUAUGAACUUAUUGGACCAGUCUGUCAUUAAAAAAGAAAGGCGCUGUCCGUUGUACAAAAGGCAUCGGGGGGCUCUGGGUGAGACACAGGCUCAAACCCGAAAGUUGCCAGUUCCGGUUCCUCCAAAAUCUGUUACUUCUUUGAUGAUGAACAAAGAUGGCUUCCUGGGCGGAAUUUCAGUCAAUACCGGAGAGGUGUUUUGCUCUGUACCUGGCCGCUUGUCCUUGCUUAGUUCAACUUCAAAGUACAAAGUAACUGUGGGAGAAGUUCAAAGACGACUUUCUCCUCCAGAGUGUCUGAAUGCAUCCCUCCUAGGAGGAGUACUUAGAAGAGCCAAAUCGAAAAACGGGGGGAGAUCUUUGCGAGAAAGGCUAGAAAAAAUCGGUUUGAAUUUACCAGCCGGCAGGCGUAAGGCCGCAAAUGUCACUUUACUCACGUCCCUGGUGGAAGGUGAGGCCGUUCAUUUAGCCCGGGAUUUUGGGUACAUCUGCGAAACGGAGUUCCCAGCCAAAGCUGUUUCUGAGUACUUGAACAGACAGCACACGGACCCCACCGACCUCCACUCCAGGAAAAACAUGCUGCUUGCUACAAAGCAACUUUGUAAAGAAUUUACAGAUCUCUUGGCCCAGGACAGGACGCCCAUUGGAAACAGCCGGCCCACCCCUAUUUUGGAACCGGGCAUUCAGAGCUGCUUGACUCACUUCAGCCUCAUCACUCAUGGCUUUGGGGCCCCCGCUAUCUGCGCUGCCCUCACGGCCCUUCAAAACUACCUGACUGAAGCUCUCAAAGGCAUGGACAAGAUGUUCUUGAACAACAACACUGCUAACAGGCACACAUCUGGCGAAGGACCAGGUAGUAAAACUGGAGACAAGGAAGAGAAACACAGAAAAUGAGAGAAAGGGAGAGGAAAAAAAAAAAAAAGAAAGAAAGGAGAAGAAAAAAGUUAAAUAAAUAAAAGGAGAAAAGAGAGAGAUAAUCUUUUAAAACAAAACCGUCUUAAUUUUAGCUUUAAAAAUACUGGAUUGGGCUUUGGAAGAAUUCUAUUAGGUAGGACAAAAUAAUAAUAAUAAUAAAAAAUAAUAAUAAUAAUUAAAGACAUUAAUUUAAGAUCAAAGGAGCACAAUGGCACAAGACCAGUGGUUCAGAGUCUCUUGCCAGGAACAUGUGAAGACAACCACCAGGAUUUUUUCCCCACUUCUAUUCUUUCACAGUUUUUAAAUAAUGAUUUGGGGGGAGGGGAGUAUAAUAAUAAUUAAUAAUAAUAAAAGAAAGAAAUGAAUAACUUAUUGGAAGAAAUUGGAGAAACAUUUUUGGUGUCAGUGCUUUGAUUUCUUAAGCUGCACGGUCUGUCUUGCUAUUACUUUUAUUUUAUUCUUUAAUCUUUUUGUUUAGUUUUUCUGAAUGACAUCCUGUCUCCAUCCUAGCUAACAUGUUCUUCCAGAGCAUUCCUUUCUGAGAAAACCCAUUGUCUCGUUCACCCCAACUCUUCCCAUCUCAUCUCAGCGCCCUGGUUCUGUCUAGACUAGGAAAGGAAGGGAGGCAAGUGCACAGACCUUUCACGAGCCAUCCACCCCAGCCAGUUCGAGCUGCAUUCAUGGCAGCAUCUUAAUGUUAGAUGUCAUUAGAUGGGACAUUUCAAGUCGUUGUAGCUUAGUUGAAUUAUCUAACUCUACUUUUUAAGAACUUUUUUCUUUUUCCUGGUCUAGACAGACUCUCUGUUUAGAUUGCCAGUGUUUACAGGUGUGUAUGGGCAUAUGCACACACAUAACUCGGUAGGGGUGUGUGUGUAUCCUGUGUAUGUUUGUAUAUAUAUGUAUAUAUAUGGAUAUAUACAUAUAUAUAAUAUGUGUGUAUAGCCACACAUAUUCAUGCAUGCAAACAUACCUUUGUAAUUUAGUACUUGUCUAUGAUGGUAAAAUGCUUUGUCUAUAAUGGGUUGCAGAAUUUGAAAUUAAGGUCAGCUCUAUAUGAUUUCUUAAUUUUCUGAGAUAUCUUUUUCUCUAGGGAGUUUUAUAUUCCUAACUAUGUCAAUGUUUCAGUCCUUAAUUUCCUUGAGUACUGUGUGUGAGAGAUAUCUUCCCCCCAUUUUUAAAGAACUGUUAACAACAACAAAAGAUGAGUGAUAUGAGUAUGUAAUUCUUUCUCAGGAGUAUGCACUAUUUUAUUUUCUUCUGUUUCCUAAAGCUUUGCCCGCUUGGCUUAUGAGCUUCUUCAAAGAGGACUAGAGAUCCCUACACAAUAUAUCAGGUACAGAGAAAAAAAAUCCACAAUUCUGAUAUUCUGAUACUUUUCUUUUUUUUUUUUCUUUUUCAAAUCAAAGCCAGUUGUUUCCGAAUUCUGUAGGUGCACUUCUUUAAAGAAGCUCAAAGGGAAUAAUUUGAAUGAGAUAAAAAUAUAAGUUGAAAUCGAGGUGUAAUAUCACAAAGAGAAUAAGAGCUGUGUCAAAUGUUACCGUGCUUGCUUGGCACUAGGGUUUUGCACCCAGGGUGGAAAGGGUUGCCAUGUGGGCUGGCUCCUUGUGAUGGGAGAGGGGAGGGCUUGCCAGGGAAUAUCCUGAUUUCUGAGCUCAGUCUGAAAAAAUCUGUUUCUCUUAGAAAGCUUUUAAAAAAAAAAGUCUUGUGACUCUUGCUUUAGAACAAGUUGGUGUGGUAGGGGGAAAAAGCUUCUUACUGACAAUGUUUUUCUCAGUGGUUUGGUGUCUGACAGGAUGUCUUAUGCAUAUGAUUGGGGGGGUCUGACUGAUUUCCCUUUUUUUUUUUAACAUACAUUUCUUUCUUUGUCUCCUAUGGUAAAAAUGAUGCUGAAGUGUAAGGAUCUGAAUUUCUGUUUGGAUUCUGCUGUAUUGGGUAAUUGCAUAUGUGUUUCUCAGUGGGGUAGGGUUCGUGCACAAACACAUCUUUUUGCUUAUGUCAGAGCAGUUACUGGGUGGGGGUAAAUUUCCUGGAGUUGCUGGCAAAAUUCCAGUGGGGUCAGGCCUCCCCCCAUGAUCCCUGUUAGAGCUGCAGGAAUCGAUCCCACCAGCCCAAGCAGGCACACCUAAACUCAAAACAAGGGGGACAGAGAAACAAAAGAGAAGCCUUAGCCUUGUUUUACUUUCUAGGUACCUUCCAAAGUGGAUGGUGGGCGACAAAUAAUUCAGCAAUACUCUCAACAUCCCCAAACAAUAUUUUCUUAAAACAGAAAAAGCAAAUGAGCCUGUUGACUGACACUGUCAGUAUCCUCAGCUACCUGAGAAAUGGCUGCAGUUGAAGGCCUGCUCUGCUUUUCAAAUCUUCAUGCAGCAAGCUGAAGGUCUCUUGGCUCUUGUUCUCUGCCUGUGACUUGGACACAUGUGUGGCAGUAGAAACCAGGAAUCCUCUGGCCCUCAGGAGCACUAACCCCUCUGGAGCUGCUCCUCAUUUAUGUACCUUUUGUUUUUCUGGGGCAGAGUGCUGUGGGGAAUCUCACGUGAGAAUAAGGGAAAACUGAGGCAGGCAGCCUUCUCCAUGGGCUGCUGGGAUGAGUUUGAGGUAGUUUUCAACCCUAGCAGGUCCAUGGCAGUGGGUUUUGUAGCUGUCAUGUCCCUGCGGAUGCCACUGGAGAAAGUGUAGAUCCCCGAGUGACGUAGAUCUCAUGGAUCCCACACCGGUAGGCUGGGGACCCCAAUAUUGAAAAGCUGCUCCCAGGCAGCCUCUGGUCCUCCAAAGCCGACCCCUUGCCAAUCACACCCAAUUUCAGCAGGGCCCUGGGGAAGGACAAUCCUAGCUGCAGUGCAGGGCAUGCCUCAGUUGGGAUGUGCUGGAAAGGAAAAGGAUAUGUGUACGUGUGUGUAUCUGGGGAGAAAUGAAGCACAUCUCCCUUCUCUACCCAACGGGAACGUUCUGAAACAGAGCACAAAGUGUUGAAUGUUGCUUUGCCUGCCCUCUGCAAAAAGCCUUUGUGGGGAGCACAUGGGUCCAGCCCUGCAGCCUCACCCACCCCAGUGGGGCAUCUGGGGGUGAGGAGACCUCAGGUUAGCUCUCAGCCUUCUGCCUCCCCAACUGUACAUGCAGGAACAUGGGGACCUGCUCCCUCUCACCCCAGAGCUUCCAGCUGAAGGCUUUGGCGGUGAGGUUGGGAAUGGUCUUUCAUUGUCUGUUGUAGGGAUGUUGGGGAUGCUCCUUUUAACUGCAGAAGACAGUAUCCCACCACCACUUUGGGUUAACGAGGAGAGGGUCCCACUUGCAACUUCUUGGGGAAAGACCUGAACAUGCAUGCGUGAGGGCCUGAUCAGGCUGCUGAAAUCUCCCCUAGGCACAGGUUUGGUCACCCGGAGUAGGACCUAAACCUUGAGAAGGUUGAGGGAAGAGUUUCAGUUGACCCCUGUUAACUUUGGAUCUGCCCUUUUUGCCUUCUACCACCAUUCCAAAUGCCAGGCUGUGCUUCACUCGGGUGAAAUAAAGCCAAAUGUAAAAUCCCCAUUGGUUUCAGUGGGAUACCCCUGACUUGUCCCUCAGAGUAUGGAGACAAAAACCACAAGGUUUCUGAUUUAAAUGCAAACAGGAAGAAAACAUGGUGUAGGAGUAUAUCCAUCUCUGUUCUUUCCUGUAGCCCAGUGCUGGUCCCAGAGGGAGUUGCCCAUUGCUCAGUGGCUCCUACCAGUGCUGAGAACUGAGGUCCCCCCCCCAGUGAAACUCAGCCUUCAACCGUAAAGCAUUUUCCUGCUCCUCUCCACUUUCCCAGCCUGGCUACUUGUCAGGCUGGGCACCUCAGACGUUUAUCUGGUAAUUGAGUUAUUAAAAGAUUUGGUUUCCUUGGGAUCAUAAGUCAAUAAACAGGAGGAUUAACACGGCAGCUUUGCUUUUUAACUCAAGGGAAAAGUUUGAGGAGAGACCGUGAAAAGUUUGUUUUCAAAACAAACAGGUGGGUUACUGUAAAUUUUAUUUUAUUCUUAGGUUGUUUUUUUUUUUAAUAACAAUUCUCUAUUUUCUGUUGGAAAGGUGUUUGUUUUCGUAUGCUCCCUGGCUUUUUUAUUUUAUUCCUCUGGUUAGUAUUCACACAAGAUGUGAAGGAAACAAGAAGCCAAUUUUAUAGGAAUCCUUUUACAACCCGAUAAUUUCUUUAGAAUCGGGUCGUGUCUUGUCCCACCUAAUAGAAAUUCUCUGUGAGAAGCUGUUUUAAGUCCCUUUGCACCCCAGACCAACCUCUCCCAAAAAUCCCCAAAUAUUCAUUUGGGGUUGGGAGGGAGAGGGGGAAGGAUGGUUUUAAGACCCUUAGCUGUGCGCAAAGGGCUUAUUGCCUUCCCCUGCUCAUCCCUUUCUGACCAGUUUAUCACACAGACCUGUUUGGCUCUGUUUUAAUACAUUUCUUGGAGAAUUUGGUGCUCAUUUCAGCUGCCAUAAGCGUUGCCAGAUUAAUCCAACCAAACUCCUGCUCCCCUCCAGCUUCCCUCUGUGUGAGAGGCUGUAGGCUUUUUACAAAUAGUAUAUUUUCUUAUACAAAGGGAAAAAGUAAAAGCAAAUAUCCCCAAACACACUGGCAAAUGCCUGAACAUUUUGAGAGAGAUGAAACUUUGUGUGCUGGCAAGAAAUAAAGCAAAAAAACCCCAAAUAGAUGCAAAGCUCUGAAAAAGUGAAUGAGCAACUGGAAAGAUGAAAAAAAAAAAAGAAAAUUCUCCUUUUAUGCCCCAAAUGAUCCCUUUCACCUCCGCUUCUUGAAAAAUCUGACCAUGCAGUGAGAAAUAUCAGUUUAUUGACUCUUCCUGAGAAGAAAUGUGGAGAGGCAUUCAGUAUUGAGUUUGUAUAUAUUUAUUUAUGCUUAAUUUAACGGGAAUGUGUAAAUAUGGCGAGCAAGUAGUUUUUGGGUUAUUUAUCUGUGAAUCUAUACCUCUGUGAAUGGGUGGGGGAAUUUAAAAA
Strigops habroptila (Kakapo) is the source of this 6724-nucleotide messenger RNA. It is a transcript of the gene TFAP2B, whose product is annotated as transcription factor AP-2 beta. The transcript is spliced from 8 exons. Gene Ontology annotation, molecular function: DNA-binding transcription factor activity, RNA polymerase II-specific; RNA polymerase II transcription regulatory region sequence-specific DNA binding. Gene Ontology annotation, cellular component: nucleus. The record is from RefSeq and is a predicted model, not a curated record. Bases 341 to 1744 code for a protein of 467 amino acids. Lineage: Eukaryota; Metazoa; Chordata; Aves; Psittaciformes; Psittacidae. Gene Ontology annotation, biological process: anatomical structure development; regulation of transcription by RNA polymerase II; regulation of cell population proliferation.